This is a messenger RNA of Sorghum bicolor (sorghum), 610 nucleotides long. RefSeq lists its product as uncharacterized. The record is from RefSeq and is a predicted model, not a curated record. The transcript has a single exon. Bases 34 to 516 code for a protein of 160 amino acids. Lineage: Eukaryota; Viridiplantae; Streptophyta; Magnoliopsida; Poales; Poaceae.
GCCUCUUCCAAGAGACCAACACAGCACAAGAACAUGCUGAGCUCGACCGUGGAGCUGAUCACUCUCUGGGCGUCGUCAUCCAGCCCGUCGCUACUGGCCUUCUGCUUCUCCCACCUCAUCAUCGCCGUCAUCCUCGUCAGCGGCCGCGGAGACUGGACGCCGGGAGCCGCCGAAGCUGGAACGCCGGAUGGCAUUCUUCCUCGAGUGCGGGGAGGGAAGAGGAGAGAUCGAGGGUCCGCUGCCGCUAGCGUCGUCGAGCACAGGCGCGGCUGUGCCCACGACGACGACGUCAACGGCCGCCCCACGGGGUGCGUCGCCGAAGUUGACACGGAUGAUGUCCAGGCGCAGUCAAGCGAGGAGAGCAGCGCGGCGGAGGAUGGAGCUUCUGUUGAUGAUACGGUACAGGAGAAAUGCCGUGGUGACGACGAGGAAGAGGAUGAGCUCAUGAUGCGGGCCGAGGAGUUCAUCCGGAGGAUGAACAGAGUUUGGAUGGCAGAAAACGUGCGCUUUUGCUGAUGCGCUGGUGACUUGCUGCUAUCCCAAGCGUGGUUGUUGUCUGCUUUGUACACUGUGUAUGUUACGCAGGGAGAAUCAGCUGGCAGGGAGGAAA